Molecule: messenger RNA, 978 nt
Organism: Angiostrongylus costaricensis
Lineage: Eukaryota; Metazoa; Nematoda; Chromadorea; Rhabditida; Metastrongylidae
Source: the annotation of a GenBank genome assembly
AUGGAAGAGAUGUUCAAGUUGCGCCAGCUCAGCGACGAAGUAGCAGCGGCUCAAGAACGCCAGAGAGUGCUCACGAUGCAGGUUAAACGUGAGCGGGCCGAAAUUGAGAGCCUGCGCCUUUUGAAGCAGCAAAAUCUCGCCAGAGAAGCAGCCGCUGCUGUACUGUCAAAACUGCGAUCUUCCCCAUCCGACGGAAAUUGGAUUUCGACAGAUUGGAACAGUGGCUCAUUUUGUGACUGUUCGGAGAAAGUGGUGAUUUCACCAAACCCUUACCAACGUUCCAGCAUGGAAUCCAUUUACGAGGAGGAAACAGUGAAGAUCAGUCUGGUCGCGGAAAACCAACUAAGGAAUGGAAAUAUUAUCGGUACUACUGAGAACGUGGACAUGAUUAUGCCGGAAAACGAAGUGGUGAAAGGAUUUUCAAGUAAUCCUAACAUACGCAAAGUCAUAGUUGGCGGUCGUCAAGCGGCGACAAAUGAGGACAAGAUGGUGUUGCUGUUCGGUCCUAUUGGUUCUGGCAAAACUUCAACAAUAAAUAGCAUGCUAAAUUACUUGUACGAUGUUAAAAAGGAAAAUAACUUCAGAUUUGUUCUGGAUUACCCAGUUAAAAAGACAAAUACGCUGACCGUUUACGUCAUCAAUAAUACCAUUCUUCCCUUCCGAGUAACAAUAAUAGACACUCCAGGUAUUGUUGACGAAAAGGAUGACAAGGCAGUUUCAACUCUGAUUAAAAAGUGGUUCGAAAAAGAACUUCGCGAAGCCGGGACGGUCCGCGUGGAUGCAAUCUCCCUCGUGCUUUCACAUAACGAAAACUCUCUUGGCUGGCCAUUUAUAAACGAAUUAGCUAGUGUUAAACAUAUGCUGGGCGACGACCUCAAAACAAAUGUUUUGCCCAUCAUAACAAAUUCGGAGGUACACAGCCUAAAUUCCGACAUAAUUAUCUUCUUUUUUAGUCGUUACAUGAUGUAUCGAGCAUAA